AUGAACAACUCAAUUUUCAAUAACGAAGAGGACUGCAAUGCAAGACCCGUCGCACCCGGCACGUGCCUCAUGUUCCCCGGACAUACAAAGACCGAAUGGACUAUUGCCGUCAGUUCUUGGAUCGUUGGUGGUAUGGUUGGCAGUCUCUUGACCGGACGUGUCUCAAACAAGUUUGGACGGAAACCUACUAUGAUGGCAAAUUGCGUCUUCAUGCUUACAGGCGGAAUCAUUCAAGCAAUUUCCCAAACUAUUGCUGUUUUCACCAUCGGGCGUAUCUUCGCUGGCAUUGCAGCCGGUGGUUCGACCGCCGUUAUUCCCGGAUUCAUUGGUGAAAUCUGUCCGCCACAUCUCCGGGGCAAGUGGGGUGUGUCUUUCCAGAUUUCCAUCACACUCGGUCACCUGCUUGUUGCGAUCGCCUUCUUCUUCGCCAGCACUAGUGUUGGCUGGAGGUAUAUUGCAGGGUUCCCUGUUGUACUGGCUUUACUUUUCUUGUCACUGGCACCUUUUAUUCUCGUGGAAAGUCCCGCGUGGCUGAUAACGGUAGGCCAACAGACACUUGCCGAGUAUGAGUUGGCUCGUCUCUUUGGCUCAGAGAACGUAUUUUUGGCCAAGACCUGGAUGGACCAGGACGAAGCGGCCCCCAGAGUAGGCAUUGGCAGUGAGUUUAUUAUGCCAAUGCAAGAAUUGGCUAUGUCGAUGUCUCCAGAUGCACCCAAGCAGCGCAGCAUUACCGAGCUGUUUUCACCUGCACUCAUCCGGCAGCUAUUGGUAGCCAUUGGUGUGGCUGGAGCGCAGCAAUUGACAGGUGUUAAUGCUGUUUUCUUCUACUCGUCUGGAAUUUUUAAGCAGGCAGGACUCUCAGACAGCCGCAUUGGUGUCUUGCUAGUCAAUUCUGUCAAUAUCCUACCAACUCUCUUUUGCGGGAUGUUAGCGGCGCGUUUGGGCAAUCGCAAGCUUAUUCUGGUCGGCUUUACGGGAAUGUUUUUUAGUGCAGUUGGCAUGACGGCUGCCCUGGUUGGCGGUGUGCCUGCACUUGCCAUCGUUUUUACAGCUCUUUACGUGAUGACAUUCGGUUCAAGUCUUGGGCCGUUGGCAUGGGGAGUUAUGGCCGACCUUUUUCCAAACGAUGUUCGAGCCAUGGGCUGUUCCAUUUGUGUGGGUUGUAGUUGGCUAUGUAGCCUUACUGUGGGUCUAUGCUAUCCUUACAUUGCUGCGGCCUUCAACAACUACAGUUUUGUGCCUUUCAUGUGUACCAUUACGAUAGCAUUUCUCUUUGUACAUAGCUUUGUGCCGGAGACGUAUGGUAAGACCAUACAAGCGAUUCAAGAUGAAUUUCAUGCACUGCGACUCAAGAAGAGUCAAAAUCGUGAUCAUUGUGGUAGCGAGAUUGCAGUGCUUGGGUAA
This is a messenger RNA of Peronospora belbahrii, 1404 nucleotides long. Lineage: Eukaryota; Oomycota; Peronosporomycetes; Peronosporales; Peronosporaceae. The record is from the annotation of a GenBank genome assembly.